This is a messenger RNA of Lodderomyces elongisporus, 2925 nucleotides long. RefSeq lists its product as uncharacterized. The record is from RefSeq and is a predicted model, not a curated record. Lineage: Eukaryota; Fungi; Ascomycota; Pichiomycetes; Serinales; Debaryomycetaceae. The transcript has 2 exons. Bases 1 to 2925 code for a protein of 974 amino acids. Gene Ontology annotation, molecular function: protein binding.
AUGACCCGCAGUAGAGCACCUUCCGUCAAUCAAUCUUUGGCAUCGGCGUCUGCUACUCCAACUGCGUCGAUAAAGUCACCAAAUUUGAAUAGAUUGCAAAAGCUACAGACCCGAAGUUCUGGUAGGUCGCGGAGGGAGUUAUCGGAAGAGAGAAGAUUAGUUGGUGAUAAUGAUUCCUUUUUGUAUAAUGAUGAUUCUGAUUUAUCAGACGCAGAGUUUGACUCGGAUUCAUCUCUGAGAGGUUCCUUGUACAGAUCGGCUACAGCACAAUCGAAUAGGAAAUCACGACCAAGAGCGGGCACCUUUGACCACCACCCAUCUAAUGAAAAAGUGUUCUUUCCCGAGGCUGAGAAGCAUAUCCUCAAUUCCGACAUGCUGACACUCAAUUUACAAGAUGACCAAGAGCCACCGUGGGCUGGAAUGACAUACGAGUCCUUUUUGACUCCGAAAUAUAUGAAGCUUUACAAACGUAAUAAACAGAGCCCCAAAGUCAUUGACAACUUAUUCUUGGCGCAAGAAUUGAAUGUGGGUAAUAGCACUGGCGAGGAAUCGCAAGAAAGUGACAAAGAAAUUGAAAACGGCGCAUACGAGGAAGAUAGUUCUGGUUUUGAACAGGCUUCGGAUAUAGGAAUGAGCAAAGAGAUUUUUGUCAUGAAAUUUAGUCGAGAUGGGAAAUACCUUGCCGCCGCAGGUAGAGAUGCUGUUAUUAGAAUCUGGAAGGUUAUCGCAUCACCAUUGGGAAGACUAGAAUAUAAGCAACAUGAAAGAGAAGCAGGUUCUCCCGAACGAAGCAGUCGCCGCGAUUAUGUAUACGACUCAGCACCAGUAUUUCACAGGACACCAAUUGAGUUGCGUGGCCAUAAACGAAGCAUUCUUACACUUGCUUGGAGCAAAAAUAAUUUCCUUAUUUCUGGUAGUAUGGACAAAACAGCAAAACUAUGGCACGUUGAUCGUCCCAAUUGUUUGCAAACUUUUAAACAUGAAGACUUUGUUACUGCCGUAGAGUUCCAUCCCUUGGACGAUAGGUUUUUCGUGAGUGGAUCAUUGGACAACGAAGUACGACUUUGGUCAGUUUUGGAGAAUUCAGUAUCGUAUUGGCGCAACUUGGGCAAAGAUGUGCUAAUUACCGCAGCAAACUUUACACCUGAUGGUCUUUACUGCAUUGCUGGUGGUUUUAAUGGCUCCUUGUUUAUUUUGGAAACAAAAGGGCUUCAUGUUGUGAAUCGAGUUGAGAUUCGAGAGAGAUCUAUAGUUCACCCAUUUCACGAAAAGAGCGGCAACAAGAUUACAGGGAUUGAAGUAUUUGAAAACACAGCAUAUCAGCCCUCGUCAAAGUCAUCAACAUCGUCAACAUCCUCGGCGAAGGACAAGCUGGACCCAGCCCUUGAUAAAUGGACAGUAUUAAUCACCACCAAUGAUUCAAGAGUUCGAAUUAUUAGUACUCAAAAGAAGAAGCUCAUCACUAGAUUCAGGGGUUUGGUGAAUAAUUCUUCUUCAAUAGCUGCCAAUAUCCGUGAUGACCACAAAUAUGUCAUUUCAGGUUCUGAAGACCAUUAUUGUUAUAUUUGGGAGAAUAAUAAUAGCAUAAUCAAUAAUAAGCUCCGACAAUCAAUGAAGGAGUUUGUGCUUGAUGGAAAGCAGCAUAUUAAUGAAUUCCACCACAAGCAUGAAAAAUACACCAAGUUAUUGCAGACACACAAGAUAUUCAACAAAUUGUUUGACUCCGAGGAUGAUUCGCAAUAUGAUUUUGUUGCAAAUGAAAACAAUAGUUACUCCAGUUUCCAUGCUCACCACUCUAAAUGUAAUGUGGCCAUUAUUGCACCACAAAUUACCAAAACACUACUUGCGCUUUCAGAUGAUCUUAUUUAUGAUCUUAAAAAACGAGGCGAGGCGUGUAGAAUGGAUCCCUCCAAAUGUUAUUGCUCGACUUCCUCAAAAGAGCACCGUCAUGACGACCUGAUUGUUUCUGGUUCAGGCUCAAACGCAGCCGCUGCAGGAGACGGUGACAUUAUAGUUACUACCGAUCAAUAUGGUCUUAUUCGAGUUUUCCGUCAAGAUUGUGCCGCUAGUUACAGGAAACAGUUUAUUGAGUUUUACAAGAAAUGCCAAUCACAUGGACCACAAAUUGACAACACUAACCCAUUGUCACCAUCUAAUACAAUAAGAUCAAAUACCCGAUCCAUCCGCAGAGGAUUGGGUGGCUAUAAUGGUGACCGACAAAGUCCGAUUCGUUCAGAAACAAGAAAUAUCAAAAACAGACUUUCCUCGUGUAUAAUUCCUUCAAGUUCCAGCAACAAUGUGGCUAUAAAUAGCAACGGAAUUGGCAAUGGACUGGUAGGGGCAACAAAUUAUCAUGGUAUCGGUGGCAUGGGCUCCCCGCAUUCAUCGACUUUUGACUCAAUGACAUCUGACUCGACUUUGGCAAAUACUUCUAAUUAUACUUAUGGUUCAUCAAAAGCCAGUAAUAUUUUUGACCAUCCUAUCAUAAACGUUCAUGUUGAAGAUGACACAGAGAUGGAACACGAGCACUUACCUUCACUUUCACUGCAACAACAAGAACAAGAACAAGAACAGCAACAGCAGCAGAAGCAGCAUUAUCAAAAAGGGAAUGGGCUUUAUGCAAAUGGAGGAAACCCAAGUGAGGCAACGUUGAAUGUAAUUCCGAAUGAACAUGCAAGACGUGUAGAUUCAAGACAAGAAACCUUCCCACGCAUGCUGCUGCAAAGCCAACAAAGCGUACCAACCAUACAACGACCUAUACCGCCAAUCCACGUUAAUGGAAAUGUGGUGCUGCCAGGUCUGCCAGGUCCAUUAGCUCAGUCAACUUUAAAAGACCAAUCAAAUGUUCCUGUUGCACCAAUUGUUCCAGAUAAUAAUGGGUCACAUUCUAAAUUAGCAGAUGUGCCGAUUCAACCAAGCCAUUGA